This is a messenger RNA of Colletotrichum abscissum, 201 nucleotides long. RefSeq lists its product as uncharacterized. The record is from RefSeq and is a predicted model, not a curated record. NCBI's taxonomy places the organism in Eukaryota, Fungi, Ascomycota, Sordariomycetes, Glomerellales, Glomerellaceae. Bases 1 to 201 code for a protein of 66 amino acids. The transcript has a single exon.
AUGCAGUUCUCCAAUAUCACUAUUGCUUUCGUCGCCGCCGUCAUUUAUACCGCCGGUGUUAGCGCGUCUUGCCAACAGAUCAAGUGCGACAAGACCUGCGGCUCAGGCGGUGCUAAGAAGAACUUCUGUGGUUCUAUUCAAUGCAACGAUCUCAACGUCGGUCGAAUCACGUGCUGCGACGAUGUGCAGUGCACCCAAUAG